CUAUAAAGAGAGUUGUAUUUUAAAAGAAACUUCGACACGUCUGUGUACAAAUCCUCUUCCACAGAAGCAACUGAAAAAGGUCGAGGCAUUCGAAAUCCGCGAUGGGCGAGGUAAUGGAAACCCUAUCGGAGCACCGAAUCUCUGCCGCAGCUCCCGUCGUCUUCCUGAUCGUCGUCGCUUUCCAGUUCGUCUAUAGAUGGCUCGAACAGUUAAAGAAGAGAGGACCAAAGACUGCUGAGGAAACUCGGUUGCGGAGAGAGAUCAAAGAGCUUCUGAAAGAGGCAAGCUCCUUGUCACAGCCAUCAACAUUUGCACAAGCUGCAAAACUUAAGAGGAUGGCAACUUCUAAGGAGAAAGAACUUGCAAACUAUCAAGAGUUACAUGGCAAGGAGAUAAAAGGUUCAUAUGAUUUGUAUCUGAAAGUUUUGUUCAUCUCCAAGGUCUUGACAUAUCUUGUGCUGGUUUGCUGGUUUUGGAGGGUUCCAGUUGCCUCCAUAUCACAACAACUUGUUCAGCCCUUCGGGAAGGUGAUAUCAUGGAGGGCUGGAGGAGUAUUAAACGGAAAUGUUAUGGUGGGAAUAAUUCCUUGGUUGAUAUUGUCUACCCGGGUUAGCAAAUUUGUUUGUCGACUCUUCAAGUUCUAGCAUUUAAAUGAGUUUUGUCCCAAUUGUCACAAUGACGGAAACAUAAUUUUGUUUUGAUUAGUAUUAUUUGACAAGGUUUAUACAAGAGCUUAGAGUACCCACUGACAUAUGAUUUUGUACUAUUUCUCUAUGUAAGUUGAGUUUAUUGUUGUGAUAUGUAGAGAAAUUACCUCUUGUAAAAUCCCAAUCUCUGUAAUGUUUUUCCAUAUGAAAAUCCAGUAAGUUUGUGAUGUCUUCUGCCUUCUC
Molecule: messenger RNA, 890 nt
Organism: Rosa chinensis
Lineage: Eukaryota; Viridiplantae; Streptophyta; Magnoliopsida; Rosales; Rosaceae
Product: protein GET1
Exons: 7
Coding region: 102-644 (180 amino acids)
Biological process (GO): tail-anchored membrane protein insertion into ER membrane
Cellular component (GO): nucleus; cytosolic small ribosomal subunit
Molecular function (GO): structural constituent of ribosome
Source: RefSeq, a predicted model, not a curated record